UAAUACUCUCCUUAGCUUCCGUGAUAGUGAGAAGUCAGCCAGUCAGUUAGUGAGGGAAGGAGUGGCUGGUGUUUACUGAGUGAGGGCAGAAUCAGGACGUAUACUGCCAAUCUCCGGGAUCUCGAACCCACUGCUCAGCUACUGUACGCCGACUUCAUUCCAUUAACAUGGGUGGCAAGGGUCAGCCAUUGCAGAAAUGGUCAGCAAAGAGACUGGAUGGGCAGACUAUAUUAAUAACUGGUGCUAAUACUGGAAUUGGCAAAGAGACUGCAAGAGACCUGGCAAGAAGAGGAGCCGUGAUUAUCAUAGCAUGCCGAGACACAGAGAAAGGUGAGGCUGCAGCUAAAGAAAUAACAGAGGAAACUGGAAAUAGUUAUAUCGUGGUGAAGAAGUUGGAUUUAGCUGACACCAAAUCUAUUCAGGAAUUUGCGAAACAAAUUAAUGAAGAAUACCAGCACCUGAACAUUCUGAUCAAUAAUGCUGGAGUAAUGAUGUGCCCUUAUUCCAAAACAGUGGAUGGGUUUGAACUACAAUUUGGGGUCAAUCAUUUAGGUCACUUUUUGUUAACAUAUUUACUGAUCGAUUUAAUAAAACAGUCCACUCCUUCUCGUAUCAUCAAUGUCUCCUCAACCAUGCACACAAUGGGAGGCAUUAAUUUUGACGACUUAAACAGCGAGAAGAGCUACAGUCCAAUGAAAGCUUAUGCACAGAGCAAACUCGCCAAUGUUCUGUUUACAAGGGAACUGGCACGAAAACUUGAAGGUGCUGGUGUUUUGGUAUUUUCUUUACAUCCUGGAGUGGUGCGGACCGAACUAAGCAGACAUUUGAAUCCUGCAGUUCGGUUUGGCCUGACAAUGCUACGACCUUUCACCAAGUCUCCGUCAGAAGGUGCAGAAACGACACUCUUUUGUGCUGUGGCUGAAGGACUGGAAGAAGAAACUGGGCAGUACUUCGCGGAUUGUAAGCGUGCAAACUGCUCACAAGCUGCCCAGGAUGAUGAAAAAGCGAAGAAAUUGUGGGAAGUAAGCUGCCAGAUGCUGGAAAUUGAUUGGCAGUCUUCUGGACCCUGCAGCUGGAAAGAAGUCAGAAAAAUCUCUCAACUAGGAAAAUUGCUGUGGAGCAGUCACAGAUUAAAAAUCAUUGGGUCUGACUGGAAUUAAAGUCUGCUGCUUAAACCCAGCAUCACCUUCUCUAUUUCCGCUCCAACUUCUGCUGCUGCACAAAGUAACAAUCUAACAAGCAGCCCUCAUCUUCACAAGAGACCCCGCCAGGAGCCGACUGCCUGGGAAAAAGCAGGAAGAAUGAAAAGUGAUAUAAUCACAGUGACCAACAAUACAGUCAGUUCUGCUUUAUUGCAUGUUUCUUCAAUACGAAUUGGCUGUAACUUGAUUAAAGAAUUUAAACCAUUAUUUGUAAAACGUGAACUUUCUUUCCCUGUAUUGGCUACAUGGUGGUUUUGGUCCCAUUGGUUUAAAUGGUGCUGCUAUUAUGUGAUGUUCUUAUAACGUGGGAUAGCACAGGAACAAUCAUCGCAUUAUAUCAGAACAGGCUAUAGACAACUUCCUAGCAUCAAGAAUCGUUAUUACCCAAUUUUGAGUAAAUGUUGGGUUUUCAGGAUGACAUGUAGCUGUAAUUGACUUUGUUCAUCAUGUUUUCUUUUACACUACAGUGUUUCAUAGGAAGUGAAAAUUUAUUUUAAGUGCAAUGACCCAAAGUUUUACAAGUUUAA
Messenger RNA from Chiloscyllium plagiosum (whitespotted bambooshark), 1729 nucleotides. RefSeq names its product retinol dehydrogenase 12-like. Lineage: Eukaryota; Metazoa; Chordata; Chondrichthyes; Orectolobiformes; Hemiscylliidae. The record is from RefSeq and is a predicted model, not a curated record.